Molecule: messenger RNA, 6177 nt
Organism: Schistocerca americana (American grasshopper)
Lineage: Eukaryota; Metazoa; Arthropoda; Insecta; Orthoptera; Acrididae
Gene: Brd8
Product: bromodomain-containing protein 8
Exons: 18
Coding region: 151-4329 (1392 amino acids)
Cellular component (GO): NuA4 histone acetyltransferase complex
Molecular function (GO): protein binding
Source: RefSeq, a predicted model, not a curated record
UGGUUGUAUAUGUAUUAUGCUCUGUGCUGGUGUUUGGUAAACGAAUUUGUUGGGAGAUGGUGGUGGGAAAGUGAUGCGACGAAUGAUUAUUUUCUUGUGUAUCACUUGUCUGUCGUGUAGAUCUUUACGUCGAGGGUAACAUUGUUCAUUAUGACGUCUGCAGUGGAGAGAGGAAAUGUUAAGAAACUGUCCAUGGACCGAUGGUCAACAAGAGAACGAUUAUGUUUGGCAUCAGCAGUAUUUCGCAGUGGAGACCAAAACUGGAUGUCUGUUAGUCGUUCACUGCGUAUGUUUGGUGAGCCGAACAGACCUCCUGAUUGGUUCUCUCAGAAGAACUGUGCUGUUCAGUAUUCAAUGUUGCUGGAGAAUGUCGAAACACCCAAAAGGAAAAAGCGCAGUGAAAAAGGAGAAGUCCACGUAGAAACACCUGGGGAGAGUAUUGUGAGGAAACUGACUAAUGAGCGCAUUGAAGAGCUUAAACUAAUGAUGCAGGAGAAGAGAGCUGCUUAUUUGCGACUUAAGGAAGAAGUCAUGCAAGUGAGAGCUGGACAUGCUGAUGACCGGUUACCAGAUAUGCUGCGAGAAAUUGAAGAUGAAAAGAAACAAAAGGAGAAGAUUGCCGAAGCCCAUGAACAGUGGCUUCGAGAACGGGAGGAAAAGAAGUUGGAUAUGGAAAGGAACUGGAAACCAGUUUCUGUUCCAGCGCCUUCACAGUCUCCUGUCCAUCGUAGGAAGGGUGGGCUACCUCGACCAGUUGGUGGCCGUCGCAGCAGCAGUCAGUCGGAACAUAGCAGUGAAGCAGACAGUCCAAUAAGUGAGCCAUUGAAUGUAGAGAUUGUAGGUGAGGAACCACCAGUAGAUGUGAAGCCUCCCAUUGCACCAAUGCCUACGUCACCACUGCUUACGAGCUUACUCAAGAGCCCAUCCCCUGCACCUAAUGCACAGACAUCAUUGCUGCAACAGGCAAUCACCAAUCGUGGAUCAUCUCCAACUAUUACGAGUCUUCUGAGCUCCUCUCCAGCUGUACCGACUACAGUGUCCUCUAGUCUUAAGAACUUGGUUAGUAAUGCACUCAGUGGAGUUGCUGCUUCUGUUGACCACUCAUUACCAUCCUCUACAUCACCAUCAGCUGGUGCUCCAACUUUGUCCAUGUUACUGGAGAUGCCACCUAAUGCACCUGGACAACCCUUACCUGAACUACCCACCACAGCCAGUAAGCCAUUACCUCCUCCUGUUGGAAAAGAUGAUAAACUACGCCAUUUACAGCGUGACCCAUCUGCACUACCACCAGCAGCGAAAAAUAAUGAGAGUUUGAAGAUUGUUUUGGUUGAACCAAAGAGUGAACCUGUUGAACAUAUUCCUAUACAGCCGAAAGAAGAACCUGUGGAGGAGGAAUUGAUUGAAGAGAUGAUUGUUAGUGAUGAGCCUGUUCUUGAUACAGAAGUCAUUCCAGAAGUGCCUGAAACUAUAGCAAAUGGUGUACCUGAAACAAUUGUCACAGAGGAACUUCAGGCUAUAAUAAAGAAGGAAAGGAAAGAAGAAUAUACCCUUGAUCCACAAACCACAGAACCAGUAAUCCAGGUUAAAAUGGAACCAGUUGAAGAGUUAUCGCUGGAAGAUGAUGUCUCAGAAUUGGUAUCAACUUCAUUACCAUCUUGUGUAACAAAGGAUGAAAAAAUUGAGGAAGAUGCUGAAUCUACUAACAAAAAUGAACAGAUUGCUAGUUCAUCAGAAGAGAUUGUGCUAGAUAAGGACUUUGAAAUGAUCAUUGAGGGUACAAUGCAGGAAUUGGCAGAGGAGAGUGAAACAAAAGAUGUCUCUGGUAUAGCAGAAGUAGUUGAAUUUGAAGAAGGGACUGAAGUGAAAGAAGUAAUUCCUCCAGAUCUUGCUGACAUGGAAGUUAUAAUCUUAGGUAAAGUUAAUGAUGAAGUUGUUAAUGUCAGUGAUGAAACAAAGCUGUUAGAAGUAGUUGUGGAAAAAGAAGAGAGUAAUGUGGAGAAAGUGCAAACUGACACCUCUGGUGAAGUUACUUCUAUACCACUCUCCAAUGAAGCUGAAACUGCGAGAGAAAAACUGUGCACAUCAGGAACCACAAUGGAACUUCAGGAUGCUAAUGUCAGUCAGAGUAUGCAGGAUGACGAGGAUUAUACUGUGGAUGUCUGCACAAGUUCUGUUGAUGUCACUGAGGCAGAGGAAACAAUUGCUAAACAGGAUAGAAAAGCUGAGAGCAAGCACAGGACUGAAGAAGAGAAGUCACAACAGAUUGAUGUAUCUACAAGGUCUAAAGCUUUACGUUCCAGCAGUCCUGAUAGUAGGACAGAGGAAGAAGGACCACUGCAGAAUAGAGAAUCAUUGGUUUCGAAGCUUUCUAUUAGAGAGAGUGAAGUUCCUAUUGGUAAUGAGAUAGAAACAGAGUUGUCUGAAGUUGUCAGGUCAGCAGGAGCAACUACUGACCACAAAAUAAUACCUGGAAGUGAUGAAUCUCCUGGGAAAGGCAGUCAUGAUGGGAAAUUAGCUUCAGCUUCAGCUGAUGAACCAUCAAAAGCGUCAGAAAUAGUGCAAGGUGAUAAAGUGGUAGCUGACAAGGUCAGUGAGUUAAGAUAUGAUAGUAAGAAAACAACAAAUAUGCAUCUUAGAGAUGAUGACCAAAAAAUGGCCUCUGCCCAUACUGUAAUUUCGGGCAGUGUGUAUGAGCAACUGAAAGAAAGUAGAGACACUCUCAUAAAACCAGGGAAAAAGAGUGGUACACACAGGGAAGAUACAGUGCACGUAACAAUAAAAGAUACUAAUAUAUCACCAUCACCACAAGAUGCCAGUAAUGACAGAAAGGAAGUUGAGCUAUCACUUAUUCAGGAAGAACAUCAAAAGAAAAAAGGUGAUAACCAUAAAACAGUUGAAAAACAUGCAAAGGAAGAAAGUACGUUUGUGGGAAAAACCUCUCAUGCAAUUCACCGUGAAAAAACAAUGUGUGAUGACGCAAAAAAUAAUUCUGUCCCUGAAAGGAAGGAUGUUAAUCCAAAUGUAAGGGAUAGAAAGGAUAACAAAAAAGAAGUGACUCAGCAAGAAGUUAAAGAAAAUGUUAGAGGUGGAAGAGAGGGUGAUAAGGAGGGGAAGAGAGAAAAUGUCAAGAAACAGUUAGAUGAUAAUAGGAAGAAGACUGAAACAGACAAGAAAGAUGUUAAAGAAGUUAACAGAAUUACAACCAAGAAGGGUGAAAAAGAAAACACUCGUAGAAGAGAUGGCUCAGCUAAACGAAAGGAAGAUAAUGCUGAGGAACGAGAGGACGUUAAGAAGCGGGCUGUUGAGAGAGAUGACAGAAAAGACGUAGUAUCAAAAGAAGGUCUAAAAAGAGAGUUGGAUACUGAAGGAUCUGCGAAGAAACUAGAUACAAGGAAAUCUGAGAAGAAUAGUAAAAUGGAAAAUAGGAAAGAACGUAAAAAAAGUGAUUCCAGAAAAGAAAAUGAAGCACAGAUGUUGAAAAAGGCAGUAGAACUUCCUCCUGAGCCGGUGGACGUAAAGACAGUGAGCUUGCAGCAAGACGACACUACAGAGAGUGAGUGUGAAAGUGAAAAAACAUGUUUCAAGGACAUGUAUGUGCAAAGUUCUACACGCAAAGAUGCAAGGAAAAUAUAUGGUGACACGCAUACGGAAGCUCAGCAGGAGAAUGCUAAGGGUGGAAAAUUAGGUACUCAUGCAAUCCGGGCAGACACGCCUUCAACAGAAGAAGAAAAAACAAGUGAUGCAGAAUCAUCUAAACCAUUCAUUAAAAAGCGGUCAGCGGCAGCAACAGCUGAUUCAGUCCCAAGUAGUCCUGGUUAUCACACGGAGGAUGAACGAGAAUAUAAGGCAUGGAAGAAGGCAAUAAUGUUGGUAUAUGGUCGAUUGGCAACGCAUAAGUAUGCUUCACUAUUCCUCCGACCCAUAACUGACGACCAGGCACCAGGUUACAGCGGCAUUGUUCACAGGCCGAUGGAUCUCUUGAUGAUAAAGAAGAACAUUGAGACUGGAAUGAUUCGUACCACAACAGAAUUCCAAAGAGAUGUGCUGUUGAUGUUCCAGAAUUCCAUAAUGUACAACAAGAGUAGCCACUUUGUCCACAAAAUGGCACGUCAGAUGCAACAGGAGGGUAUGCAGCAUAUACAGGAUUUUUUGACAACACAGAUGCUUGUUCAAGUAGUUGGAGAAGUUCCACUCCGCCGGGAGACACGUACCACUGAAGCUAAUAAAAAUCGGGAUGUACUGAGUGGGCAGGAAGAAACAGAUGUAGGAGGUAAAAGAAAACGUUUGUCUGGAGCAGAAACAGAAAGACAUAAAAAGAGAAAGGUCUGAAUUAAGAUGAACCAGAAAUCAUCACUGUUUUUACUAGAUAUGUGAAACCAAUGUUACAAUGGCUGUGUAGAUACGAAAACUUCUUCAUAUUAUGUAAAACUGAAGUAAUGUUACAGACAUGGAGUCCAUUGUUUCUAAGAAUUGUUUAUACCAAAUGUAACCCAUGAUUUAAGCAUUUUCUUUUGCUUUUUCUACUGUCUUUUUCUGUUCUGACAGCUAGGUAUUCUGUCAUUCUACAGACUGAGUGCCUAUGAAAACAUACAACUAUAGUUAUAGUUUCUGUAACUUUGGUUGCACACGCUUUGAGACUGUCAUUGCUGGUUACAUUUAUUGCUUAAGUUGCCCUUCUGUUUUAAGUUUUACAAUAGUUAUGGGUUGUAUAACCUCUUAAAACAUAUAUAUUAAUAUGGAAAAUAAGAUGAAUGUUAUUACUUCAGUUUAGGUACUGAAUGGUGAUGCAUGCUGUUGUAGAUAAAAACUAUAGAUUUAGUUCACAAUUAGUCCCAAUUUUUUUUGUUUGACUUUUAAGGGACAAGUUAUUUAUGUGGUUUAUCACUAAAGAACAACACCUGGCUUUGUGAAACAGUUACCAAAGAACUUUUGUCCAAAGUAUACUAUUGUUGUUUUUUAUGACAGUGCCCCAGAGUUUUACACAUUAUAAUUUUAACGUGUUUGCCACUGAUAAAAUUUGUAAAUAAGCUGUGACUACUGACUACAUAUUCACUGUGAUCAUAUAUAAAAGUUACAUUGAAUAUUUUUUACUACUGAGGCAUAUGAUAAAAUUGGUGUUAUUUAUUUUUUCUGUCGUAUGUUCCUGCUACACCAUAUGAAAUUAAUGCUGUCUGUUGAGGAAUCCCACAUAGAGAAUGUUAAAUGGCCAGUGUUAUCUAUCACAGUAAUUUCCAGCAAUGACAGGAAAGUGCUUUCACUUGCCAAAAGAUGAAACUCUCUUCUACUCCAACAAUAACCCACUACGCAGGAAGUCUUACCCACACCUGUUUCCCUUUAUUUUGUCAUUCCUUUAUGUGUACUACUGAGCCCAAAGCAAAUUAUUUCUAGUAUGAAAGCAUGAUAUGUUAACUUUGUUCCUAUUUCAUAAUUGUUCAGGUUGCUCUUUCAUCUGGUACUGACUGUAACACAGCAUUUCUGCAUUUUGAUGCUCAUUAUCGCAUCACUUUUUACUCAUUUGUUUCUGAAAAUUUUUCUUAAGAAAUUGUUUUAUCUUUAUUUUUUCUUUAUGCCAUCAAGAAUUUAAUCACUCAGACUAUUAUGAUGAAAUAACAUUGCAAAACAUGCAAUCUGCAGGAUACCACUUAGCAAUAUAAAGAGUGGUAUUUGGUGUAUUAUAAGAUUUUUUAUUUUUUUCAUAUUUAUUUGGACUACAGUUUUAUAAUAGUCAAGUGCAGACAAAAUCUACAAAAAUUUGCUGAAUUUGAAAAGUUACUGAAACUGACAGGAAAAAGUGGAACCAAGUCUUGAUCGUUCUGAAGUCUUUAUCAUCCCAAUACAAAAAAGUUUUGCACAAAUGAAUUGUAAAAAGAAGAGCAAGAUUUAUGAAUAUGGUGUGUGCAGCAGGUUGCUCAAAAAUUUUAAAACAUCAUACUACAGGUACAGGAUAGAAAUCAAACGAGGCAGCUGGAAUCCAAAUUCCAGAAAAGUUAAUAAUUCAGAAAGAGGACAAAGUCCAUGCUACAUAAAAUCUAACCAUAACAACAACAAAUUGUAAUGUUACAUUCUUGUUCAAUAUCUCUCUCUCUCUCUCUCUCUCUCUCUCUCUCUCUCUCUCUCUCUCUCUCUCUCACACACACACACACACACACACACACACACACACACACACACACACAC